GAGUCUUUCUACUUUUAACUCAACUCUCCAAUCUCCACUCCACUCCACUGCUACUGUCGUUCCCGCAUCCCUCUUACCACAUUCAAUUCUCUGCUACCGAUAACACAGACUGUACAACCUCGCUGCGGGGAGUCGUCCAACAUACGCCCACCAUAGGCCCCGUUUCACUCGUAUCCCCGUUAGUUCAGCCAACACAAUCAUUAGCAAGCAGUGUCCAGGUUGACAGGCAACGUUGCUUUAACCUCCGAUCCUGAUCAUGUCACGUUCUCAUCUGCCACCGACACCCGCCAUGUCCGGGGAGCUCACCAUCAAGGAGCAGUCCUCGGUGGAUGCAGCAGACACCUUUGCUCUGCCUCCUGCGGCCAUCAGUCCUGUGAGGAUAGUGGGUGCCAGCAGAAAGGCCUCCAAGCCGGAUCCGUCCCUGUGCUUUCCCGCCUCGCCCGCCUCGCCCAACCCACCUAUGGGCAGUAUGGCCAAAUCGCCUCGUCAGACUGGAAUCAAGAGACCCCUGGAAGAGUUUGAUUUGCCACCGCCGCCGACGCGCACCCGCAGGAUAAUCCAGAUGAAGCCCAAGACUCAAAGCCAGCCCAAACCAGUUGCACCGGCCAGCAGCAAAGCCUCUACGAAAGACAACGCCAGCAAAGGCACCGCCAACAAUGGAAACACGCCGAAUUCUAAGAAGAAGCAGCCCAGCGCCACGAGUGCGGCCGGGCGGAAGAUUGCGAGGAAGACCGCACACAGUUUAAUUGAGCGGCGACGGAGAUCGAAGAUGAAUGAGGAGUUUGCUACGCUUAAGGACAUGAUCCCAGCCUGCCAGGGUCAGGAUAUGCAUAAGCUCGCUAUCUUGCAGGCAAGCAUUGACUACGUCAACUACCUCGAGCAGUGCAUCUUAGAUUUGAAGACUGCGGCUGGUGCUCCAGCACGAAAGUCUCCAACUAUCCCGCCAGCCCCGCCCUCUCCAACAUCCCCCGAAGCUCUCGGGCCGGCCGAGUCAGGACCCUCAUCCCCAGAUUCCGUCUCUCCAGCACUGCUCCCAACCGAGGCCUCGACCUCCAACGCGACCUCGCCGAUCUUUUCUGCACAACCGUUCACGCCGGUCCCUGGCUCAGUCCCCGACUUCCGAUGUUCUUUCGCCGCAUUCUCUGUCCCGGAACCAGUCCAGCCCUCUCCAGAGACGACCCGCUCGGCACGUGGCUCGUGGGUGGCAUCGUCGGCCAGCACCUCGCCGGGGUUGGGACCGCAGUACCCCAUCGCAUCUCCCGCCGAUGUCGACCAUGAAGCGUCGGCUGCUUUGCUGAUGCUGAACCGUGACUGCCGGGGCUCCGUCGGCUCAGCUCACGAUGCGCGAGCACCCUCUGUACAGCCUGCACGGAGAGAAGGAUCCAACCAGGGACAAUAUCCGCAGAGGAAACUGGGCAUGAGUGUCAUGGAUCUGCUCAUACCAUAAACUAUACUCUUUCCUUGGGGUUUUCGUGGCGUAAAAUUUUUCUUUCUUUUGUGUGAAUAGCGUUGUCAACAACAGCAGGCAGAGACCGGAUGGCGUUGCUCAGGUGAUUAUUGUUUUGUUCUAUAGAUGCAGGCCGAGGAGUAUCGGUAAGAAUGGUUAUGUCGCUCAUGAAUGAAUUGAUACGGCUAAGUUACUGGGCCUUGUAAGGUUCCGAGUCCAUCCACGUCGUCACGCAGACAUUCCAUUAUAGCAAGCGAGGCGAUGUACCGUGCGCAUUCAUGCUGGCAUUAAGGAAUCGAACCCCGCGAAAG
Aspergillus saccharolyticus JOP 1030-1 is the source of this 1758-nucleotide messenger RNA. RefSeq names its product basic helix-loop-helix domain-containing protein. The transcript is spliced from 2 exons. The record is from RefSeq and is a predicted model, not a curated record. Lineage: Eukaryota; Fungi; Ascomycota; Eurotiomycetes; Eurotiales; Aspergillaceae. Bases 257 to 1447 code for a protein of 396 amino acids. Gene Ontology annotation, molecular function: protein dimerization activity.